CCUCUUUGCAGAUGCAUUGCUGUCCUUGAACAUUAGACCAUUUGAAGACACAAGGGAAGCUCAGCCAUGUCCAAGUACAAACUCAUUAUGUUAAGACAUGGAGAGGGUUCUUGGAAUAAGGAGAAUCGUUUUUGUAGUUGGGUGGAUCAGAAACUUAACGGUGAAGGAAUGGAGGAAGCUCGGAACUGUGGGAAGCAACUCAAAGCACUAAAUUUUGAAUUUGAUCUUGUAUUUACAUCUGUCCUCAAUUGGUCCAUCCACACAGCCUGGCUGAUCCUGGAAGAGUUGGGGCAGGAAUGGGUUCCCGUGGAAAGCUCCUGGCGUCUAAAUGAGCGUCACUAUGGAGCCUUGAUCGGUCUUAACAGGGAGAAAAUGGCUUUGAAACAUGGUGAAGAACAAGUGAGGCUCUGGAGAAGAAGCUACAACGUGACUCCACCUCCCAUUGACGAAUCUCAUCCUUACUACCAUGAAAUCUACAAUGACCGGAGGUAUAAAGUAUGCCAUGUACCCUUGAAUCAACUGCCACGAUCUGAAAGCUUAAAGGAUGUACUGGAGAGACUCCUUCCCUAUUGGAAUGAAAGGAUUGUUCCUGAAGUAUUAAAUGGAAAAACCAUUCUGAUAUCUGCUCAUGGAAAUAGCACUAGGGCACUCCUGAAACAUCUGGAAGGUAUCUCAGAUGAAGACAUUAUCAACAUCACUCUUCCUACUGGAGUUCCCAUUCUCCUAGAACUGGAUGAAAACUUGUGUUCUGUUGGGCCUCACCAGUUCCUGGGUGACCAAGAGGCUAUCCAAGCAGCCAUUAAGAAAGUAGAAGAUCAAGGAAAAGUGAAACAAGCUGAAAAAUAAAGUGCUG
Galeopterus variegatus (Sunda flying lemur) is the source of this 853-nucleotide messenger RNA. Its product is annotated as bisphosphoglycerate mutase. The transcript has a single exon. NCBI's taxonomy places the organism in Eukaryota, Metazoa, Chordata, Mammalia, Dermoptera, Cynocephalidae. The record is from RefSeq and is a predicted model, not a curated record. Gene Ontology annotation, biological process: glycolytic process. Gene Ontology annotation, molecular function: intramolecular phosphotransferase activity. The coding region runs from base 67 to 846 and encodes 259 amino acids.